Notothenia coriiceps (black rockcod) is the source of this 1249-nucleotide messenger RNA. RefSeq names its product apolipoprotein L (gene apol). Gene Ontology annotation, cellular component: extracellular region; membrane. Bases 6 to 971 code for a protein of 321 amino acids. The transcript has a single exon. The record is from RefSeq and is a predicted model, not a curated record. Gene Ontology annotation, biological process: lipoprotein metabolic process; lipid transport. Gene Ontology annotation, molecular function: lipid binding. Lineage: Eukaryota; Metazoa; Chordata; Actinopteri; Perciformes; Nototheniidae.
UCAUCAUGUUAUUUUGUAUUUCCUCUUUUCUCAUCGUCAGGAUGAACCAGAGCUUCCGAGUGGUGUUCUUGUUUCAGGGGGACGAACCCUGCUCUGAUUUCAUCGAUAAGUUUAAAGAGCGACAGCCGAGGAUGGAACAGUCUCUCAAGGACCUGGAGGAGCAUGCUGUUCAGUUAGAUAGGAUGAAUAAGGGAGCAAAGAUCUCCAGUGUGGCAGGCAGCUCAGUGGGGGCAGUAGGAGGUGUGCUCUCCAUUGUUGGUUUGGCUUUAAUUCCUGUAACAGCUGGAGUGUCUUUGGCUCUGACAUUGACCGGGGUAGGCAUGGGAAUUACAAGCGGAGUCAACAGCGCUGUCACCACCGCCACAGAGAUUGGAGUAAACCAUACAUAUCAAAAGAAAGCCAGAGAAGUCUUCGAGAGCUUCAGGAAGGAUAUGCAGUGUCUCCAGGGUUGUCUGGAGGUCGUCACCAAAAGAGAAGCAAUCCCUGUUCUCGGGGUCGGCAAGGUGCUAGCUAAAGUAGGUGUUAUUGGAAAAGGUAUUGACUCAUUAGUUGAUGCAGCCUCUGCUUUCAAGCUGUUAAAAAGUGAAGAGCUGGCUCUGAGUGCUGGUAAAGUGGCAGUGCAGGAAGGGAAAGCUUUACGCAGCAGUCCCAGGGUGGCAGCAGAUAUCCCAGAUAUCGGUCAGGCAGCAGUCAAAGGGCCUCUUGCCCUCUCCAACUCAGCCAGGGCCGGUCUCAUUGGGCUCAAUGCUCUGUUCCUCGGCAUGGAUAUCUUCUUCAUCUGUAAAGAUAGCAUGAGUCUGGCCAAAGGAAGCGAGACUGAGGUCUCACAGUUUAUCAGAGCCAGAGCAGCACUUUGGAGAUCAGAGGUGGAUUCAAUGCAGACGAUCCAUGACCUCCUCUGCGAAGGUUUGAAGAUAUCGGAAGAAAACAAAGCUAUCCUGAGAUGCCAAUUCUUCUCGAGAGGAAGAUGAAAAAGCACUAAGAAACCAAAGUGGACAUUUCAUCCAAUGAAAUCUAAGUGUUAUCAGAUGAAAUAUUUCGAUGUUAUCUGAUGAAGACAAUUACUGUAUUUGUGUUCUAUGUUGCCAGAUCUGACACUUUAAUCACAUAAAUGAGAUCAGCAGAGUCUGUUGUGCAUACAGAAUAAAUGAAGUACAUUCUAUAAGCUGUAUGAUCUGCAUUAUUUGUAAGUAUAAUUCUAACUGCCUUUUCUAUUGCACAAAUUAAUCAAUACAGUUUUAAACAGUUA